Naumovozyma castellii is the source of this 2988-nucleotide messenger RNA. RefSeq names its product metalloendopeptidase (gene STE23). The transcript has a single exon. Bases 1 to 2988 code for a protein of 995 amino acids. Lineage: Eukaryota; Fungi; Ascomycota; Saccharomycetes; Saccharomycetales; Saccharomycetaceae. The record is from RefSeq and is a predicted model, not a curated record.
AUGAGCAUCGCCCUCCUGUCAUCUUUGCUAAUUAAGAAUACAAGACUGGCAUCCCAAAUCAACAUAAGAACCAUGACUGCCGCUUCAUACAAGAACCAUAACCUCUCGUUUCAGAAACCGGACUUGGAUGAGAGAUCCUACCGCUUCAUUGAACUCCCAAACAAACUAAAGGCAUUACUAAUAACUGACCCAAAGACAGAUAAAGCCGCCGCUUCAUUGGACGUAAACAUUGGGUCCUUCAAUGACCCAGAACCUCUACCGGGACUGGCACAUUUCUGCGAGCAUCUUCUCUUUAUGGGCUCCCGUAAGUUCCCGGACGAGAAUGAUUACUCCAGCUUCCUCAGCAAGCACGGGGGACACUCCAAUGCUUACACGGGCUCCUCCAAUACAAAUUACUUCUUUGAAAUUAACGCUGAACACCUCUUUGGUGCAUUGGAUAGGUUUUCAGGAUUUUUCACAGGUCCUCUCUUCAAUAAGAACGCCACCGAUAAGGAGAUCAAUGCCGUAGAUAGUGAAAAUAAAAAGAAUUUACAGAAUGAUCUUUGGAGAAUUUACCAAUUGGAUAAAUCCCUGAGUAACUUGAAGCAUCCCUACCAUAAGUUUUCCACGGGUAACAUCCAGACUUUGAAACAAUUACCGGAAUCACAGGGUCUCAAUAUCAGAGAUGAAUUGUUGAAGUUUUAUGACGAUUCCUACUCUGCUAACUUGAUGAAAUUGUGUAUAAUUGGUAGGGAGGACCUGGAUACUUUGGCCCAGUGGACCGCCGAUCUCUUCAAUGACGUCAAGAACAAGGAUAAACCUUUGCCCGUCUUCCAAGACCCAAUCUUACUCAAGGAGCAACAUUUACAAAGGAUCAUCCAGGUGGAACCUGUCAAGGAACUGAGGAAAUUGGACAUUGAAUUCUGCGUCCCAGACUACGAAAAGCAUUGGCAGUCUAAGAUCCCUCAUAUAUUGUCCCAUUUGAUAGGUCAUGAAGGUAAUGGGUCUCUCUUGUCACAUUUGAAGACUUUAGGAUGGGCAAAUGAAUUGUCCGCUGGGGGCCAUACCGUUUCAGAAAAUAACGCUUUCUUCUCUAUAGCUAUCGAAUUGACGCAGAAAGGACUUGCUCAUUACAAGGACGUUACACAUUUGAUAUUUCAAUACAUUGAAAUGCUAAGACAUUCGUUACCUCAAGAAUGGAUUUAUUUGGAAUUACAAAAUAUUAAUAAGGCAAAUUUUAAAUUCAAGCAAAAUGGGAACCCCUCCAAUACGGUAUCAUCCCUUUCAAAGAUGUUAGAAAAGGAAUAUAUCCCUGUGGGAGAUAUUCUAGCGACUAACCUUUUCACGAAAUAUGAACCAGAGCUUAUUACUAAGUAUUUGGAGAUGAUGACUUUUGAUAAUUCUCGUAUCACUUUAAUCUCCAAGGAUUUGGAAACUGAUUCCUUUGAGAAAUGGUAUGGGACCAAAUAUAAAGUCAUUGAGUAUCCAGCUGAUUUGAUUGCAAAAAUUACAUCCCCAGGCUUGAAUCCAAACUUCCAUUUACCACGUCCCAAUGAAUUCAUUGCUAACAACUUCCAAGUGACAAAAUUGGAAAAUGUAACACCAUUGGAGGAACCUCAUUUAUUGAAGGAAACCGAAUUGGGAAAGCUUUGGUACAAGAAGGAUGACAGAUUUUGGCAACCAAGAGGUCAUAUCUACAUAUCUUUUAAGUUACCACAUACUCAUCUAAGUUUGUUGAAUAGUAUGCUCACCACAUUAUACGUCCAAUUAAUUAAUGAUUCAUUAAAGGACUUGCAGUACGAUGCUUCUUGUGCAAACCUACAUGCAUCAUUGACAAAGACAAAUCAAGGACUAGAUAUCACGGUCUCUGGGUUUAAUGAUAAAUUAAUCAUCCUAUUGACCAGAUUCUUGCAAGGUAUUAAAAGCUUUAAACCAAAUAGUGAUCGUUUCCAAAUCUUUAAAGAUAAGACAAUUCAACAUUUACAAAAUUCACUAUAUGAAGUCCCCUAUUCUCAAAUGUCAACUUUAUAUAACUCUUUAAUCAAUGAAAGAACAUGGACCACCACAGAAAAAUUAAGUGCUUUGGAUAAAAUUUCCUAUGAUCAACUACUUACGUUUAUCCCUACCAUCUUUGAGGAAUUAUAUUUCGAAUCAUUAAUUCAUGGUAAUUUGAAAUACGAUGAAGCCAUGGAAAUUGAUUCCUUAGUGAAAUUAUUGCUCACUGAAAAUAAUAUCCUCAAUUUGCAAAUCCAAAAUGAUAAACUAAGAUCCUACAUCUUACCCAAGGGUAAAACGUUUAGAUACGAGACCGAUUUAAAGGACCCCAAGAAUGUUAAUUCUUGUAUUCAACAUGUCACGCAGAUUGAUAUUUAUUCUGAAGAAUUAUCCGCCAAAUGUGCGCUUUUCGCUCAAAUGAUCCAUGAACCUUGCUUUGAUACACUAAGAACAAAGGAACAGUUAGGGUACGUGGUGUUUAGUUCCACUUUAAAUAAUCAUGGUACUGCCAAUAUUCGUAUCUUAGUUCAAUCAGAGAAAUCAACACCAUACUUGGAAUGGAGAAUUGACAAUUUCUAUAAAAUCUUUGGUAAGUCUUUGAAAACUAUGUCUGAAGACACUUUCGUGAAACAUAAGGAUGCUCUCUGUAAGAGUUUAUUACAAAAGUACAAGAAUAUGAACGAAGAAUCAGCAAGGUAUACUUCUGCAAUUUAUUUGGGUGAUUACAAUUUCCUACACCGUCAUAGAAAGGCUGCAUUGGUAGAGAAGUUGACUAAGGAUCAAAUGAUUAGUUUCUUUGAAGAGAAUAUCAUUGGGAAGGAAGCUAGUAAAUUGAUCGUCCAUUUACAGUCUCAAGUCGAAGUGGAUGGUGUGGAGUCAAUGAUUGACAGCGAAGUGGAAUACCCAACGGGUGAAAUCAUUGAAAAUAUUGGCGAAUUCAAAUCUCAAUUAUUGGUUGCACCCUUGCGUCAACCCAUUAAAAAGUUUGAAAUUUAUGAUCCCAAGUUAGAAUAA